Molecule: messenger RNA, 1273 nt
Organism: Ricinus communis (castor bean)
Lineage: Eukaryota; Viridiplantae; Streptophyta; Magnoliopsida; Malpighiales; Euphorbiaceae
Product: class V chitinase
Exons: 2
Coding region: 13-1116 (367 amino acids)
Biological process (GO): carbohydrate metabolic process; chitin catabolic process
Cellular component (GO): extracellular region
Molecular function (GO): chitin binding; chitinase activity
Source: RefSeq, a predicted model, not a curated record
CGCUUCUCAACCAUGGCUGCCAAAAUCUUUCCCUUGUUAUCUACACUCCUAUUGUUUUUUCUUCAUCUCCACUCCUCUGCCGGACAAAAUGUUGUUCGAGCUGCUUACUGGCAUUACGGUACUCAAUUUCCAGUUUCGGAAAUAGAUUCAACCCUUUUCACCCAUCUUUUCUGUGCAUUUGCUGAUCUUGAUAGACAAACUUACCGAGUUACUAUUCCAUCAGCCAACCAAGCUCAGUUCUCAACCUUCACAGAAAUUGUCCGACGGAGAAAUCCUUCUGUCAAGACCUUGUUAUCCAUCGGUGGAGGAGGCGGAGAAGCAGUUGCUGCUGCCUUUGACUCUAUGGCAAGCCAAGCGAAUUCGCGUAAGCAAUUUAUCGAUUCAUCGAUAAUUAUAGCAAGAUCCUACCGUUUUGACGGUUUAGACCUUGACUGGGAGUACCCUGACACCACCACAAAGAUGGCCAACUUGGGUUUGCUUCUUACUGAGUGGAGAGCUGCUAUAGCCAACGAAUCUGCCGUCACAGGCAACGCCCCAUUGCUUCUAUCAGCAGCAGUGUUCCGCUCAUCGGAUUAUUUCACCAUCGAUUACCCAGUUCAAGAAAUAUCAAACAGCUUGGACUGGAUCAACGUAAUGGCCUAUGAUUUUUACGGUGCUGGUUGGUCAAAUGUCACCGGACCACCAGCAGCACUGUAUAAUCCUGGUACUACAGUUAGUGGUGAUUACGGGGUUAGAACCUGGAUUCAAUCUGGUUUAUCAGCUAAUAAAAUAGUCCUUGGAUUUCCCUACUACGGUCGAGCUUGGCGGCUUGCAAAUGCUAAUGAUAAUGGCUUCUUUGCACCUGCUGUUGGAGCAGCUCUAACGGAUGCUGUAAGUUAUGAAGAGAUCAACGACCUCAUUGAUGACGAUGAUGCAACAGCACUUUAUAAUGCAACUUAUGUCUCAAAUUAUUACUAUUCUGGGACGACAUGGAUCGGUUAUGAUGAUACAACCAGUAUUUCUGCUAAGGUUACAUAUAUUAAGGAUAACGGACUGCUCGGUUACUUUGCAUGGCAAGUUGCUGGAGAUGAUGAUUGGGCUCUUUCUCGACAAGCGGCAUCUACAUGGGGAGCAUAGGCAAAGAUUGCCAGUGAGAUGAAGACAUGAUAUGACAUUACAAUACGUAUACCUCUUUGAAAUAAACCAUCUGUGAUAUGUAUUCUUCUUUUAGUUGCAAUCACUCAUUAUGUAUACAUCAAUAAUUUAAUUAAAUAAAUUUAUUUUUAUGUGUGAA